This is a messenger RNA of Phasianus colchicus (ring-necked pheasant), 2205 nucleotides long. RefSeq names its product ankyrin repeat family A member 2 (gene ANKRA2). Gene Ontology annotation, biological process: regulation of gene expression. Gene Ontology annotation, cellular component: nucleus. Gene Ontology annotation, molecular function: protein binding. The record is from RefSeq and is a predicted model, not a curated record. NCBI's taxonomy places the organism in Eukaryota, Metazoa, Chordata, Aves, Galliformes, Phasianidae.
GUCUCACACUCCCUGGGCGCGGUAAGACGCGGCUUUCUCCUCGCUGCAGGGGGCUACGCGGGGAGCCCGGUCACGGCCUGCUAGGGUCCUGCCGCAGCUUUCCUCAGGGCCUUCCUCCGCCCGCCGGCUGCUUCCCUCCUGAAAAGGCCCGUCGUUUCCUGAGGCGUGCGCUGGGGCGUCCUUGUUUCUGUACGGUUCGCUUCGGUGGUGUAUCCUGACGGGGCGGAGUCGUUUGUGUUUUCCUUCAGGUCUAACGCUGAGAAGCAAAGGCUGGAUCUCCUCGGAGCUUGGCUGACCAGAGCUGCUCUUGGCAGGAAACCAUGAGGAAAUACUUUCCAUAAAAGUGUCACACAACCAAAGCCAUGGCAUCAUCAGCUAACUUAGACACCGGGGCCCAGCUGAUUGUGGAAGAGUGUACCACUAGUUACAGCCUUCCACCCAUGCCAGACAUCAAGGUGGAGCACCAGCUUGACUCCAGCACAGAGGAGGGCCCAUCCCAGAGUGUGGCCAUGGGCAUGAAGUUCAUUUUACCCAAUAGAUUUGAUAUGAACGUCUGUUCACGAUUUGUGAAGUCUCUGAAUGAGGAGGACAGUAAAAAUAUUCAAGACCAAGUUAACUCUGACCUGGAAGUGGCAUCUGUCCUGUUUAAAGGCCCUGAAUGCUUUCUAGUGGAGCUGCAGACUUGUACGAGAAACUUAGACCCGUCAGCAAUAGCGUUGUUUUUCUUAGAUAACAAUUGUGAACCUUUUAGAAAUAGUCCUGCAGAUCCAGGGCCAAAAAUCCUUGCUGAAUGCAACAUCCAUACUUCUCCUUCACCUGGUAUCCAAGUAAGACAUGUUUAUACUCCAUCAACUACUAAGCAUUUCUCACCAAUAAAACAAUCAACUACCCUAACUAACAAACAUAGGGGAAAUGAAGUCUCUACAACACCUCUGCUUGUAAACUCUUUAUCAGUUCACCAGCUGGCUGCUCAGGGAGAAAUGUUGUAUCUGGCCACACGUAUUGAACAGGAAAAUGUAAUCAAUCAUAAGGAUGAAGAAGGAUUUACCCCUCUGAUGUGGGCUGCAGCUCAUGGGCAGAUAGCAGUAGUGGAAUUUCUCCUCCAGAAUGGUGCGGAUCCUCAGAUUUUGGGGAAAGGGCGAGAAAGUGCACUCUCACUGGCUUGCAGCAAAGGGUACACAGAUAUUGUGAAAAUGCUGCUUGACUGUGGAGUUGAUGUCAAUGAGUAUGACUGGAAUGGAGGUACGCCUCUACUGUAUGCAGUGCAUGGGAACCAUGUGAAAUGUGUAAAAAUUCUUCUUGAAAAUGGUGCUGAUCCAACUAUCGAAACAGAUGCUGGCUAUAAUUCCAUGGAUUUGGCUGUAGCCUUGGGCUAUCGGAGUGUUCAACAGGUUAUUGAGUCUCAUUUAUUAAAGCUACUUCAAAGUAUCAAGGAAUAACGGCUGGCUCUUUCAUGGCUGUCAGUUCUCAUCUUGGAGGUUUUGACUCCAUUUUAGCCCUGUAAUCACUGAAAAGAGGUGUUUGUUUUGUAAGUUUACCUCAGUUCAGUUAUUUGCUGGUUUUACUUAAGCCAGGCAUGUCCAACCUGUGGCCUGCCCCAUCAUGUCAGUAGCUCUGUCAAACAGUGUUACUGUGCUCUAUGUAUCAGUUGUAGUCUCCAUGGAAAUAAAUAGGAUACAUUACUUUUGAAACAGCCUACAUAUUUGCAUCCCAAGAUAAUUCCUAUUCACCCAGUUUGGCCCGGACAAGCUGACAGGUUGGACACCCAGACUUAAGCUUUUAAAUAUGCUUUCUGUUUCAUAGAAGUAUGUUAUGUCAUCCUUUUCUUAAAUGUAUUUUAUAUAACCUUGAAAGAAAAGGUCUGUUGUCAUGCAUGAAAAACUGAAUAAAACCUGUUUUCAUCCUGUAAGUGUUCACAUAGUACACUGGAUGGCACAGUGCCAUCCACAGGAUUCUCCUUGUUCUCCUUGUUCCUAUCAUUGAUUCAUAUUCACAGGAAGAUGAUUGUUUAGAUACUGAGUUGUGUCACCAUAGAAAAAAGAUGUUUUUACUGUUCGUAGUAUCCAAAUGUGUGUCAUGUGUGAUUGUUUUCAAGAUCUUCAGCUAACAUUAUUGUGUCAACUAUUGUCUUUGUAUGAUUUUUAAGAAGUUAAUAAAUUUAAUGACCUUGGUGGUAGUUUUGAUUCCUGGCUGAUUUAUUUUCAU